This is a messenger RNA of Manduca sexta (tobacco hornworm), 2077 nucleotides long. RefSeq names its product probable ATP-dependent RNA helicase DHX34. Gene Ontology annotation, molecular function: RNA binding. Gene Ontology annotation, cellular component: intracellular anatomical structure. Lineage: Eukaryota; Metazoa; Arthropoda; Insecta; Lepidoptera; Sphingidae. Gene Ontology annotation, biological process: nuclear-transcribed mRNA catabolic process, nonsense-mediated decay. The record is from RefSeq and is a predicted model, not a curated record.
GUAAAAGAAAUGAGUUAUGACUCCACCACGAAAAUGCAGCGUUUAAAGGAGUUUUGGAUAUCGAAAGCCAGCGCCGAUCAAAGGAAGGGUCGCGCCGGAAGAACAGGUCCGGGAGUCUGCUAUCGAAUAUAUUCAGAACAGCAAUACUCUGAUAUGGAGGCGUUCAGUACUCCGGAGAUAUCGAGAGUGCCGCUAGCGUCGAUACUGUUGCUCAUGAGUUCGUUGGGAGUGAAUGAUGUGAGACGGUUCCCGUUUAUCGACGCGCCACCAGAGGAGGCUAUCGAAAAUGCCCUUCUCGAGUUGAAGCAACAUGGUGCGCUAACGUUUAAUGAAAAACUUACAUCAUUAGGCAAGGUACUUGCUAACUUACCAAUAGAAGUAUCGCUUGCCAAAGCGCUAGUAAUAGGGAGUGCAACUCUGCCUGCCCACAAACGGGACUCGGCGUUAGCAUUGACUGCGGCGCUCGGAGUUAGAUCUAUAUUCACAAGGAACGCGCAUCGGGAUUUUGAAUGUGAGAACGCCCGCAAACCAGACGAAUCCGAUCACGGCGACCCUCUCACACUAGUGUCGUUGUACUGCGCGUGGUUGCGAGUGAAGUCGGAGGGCAGAGGUAGUGGCGCGUGGUGUUCGCGGCGCGGCGUCGAGCAGCAACGGUUGUACGAACUCACCAAGCUCGCCGCACAGCUACGGGGACUGUUGCAGGACAAUAAUCUGAUGGAAACUCAGGAACCGGAGACGAUGUCGUCCGCGGAGAGAGCGCUUCGACACGGACAGUUAAAACAGUUGAAGGAUAUGAGAAGGCAAUACAAACAGAAAGCGGCCGAAGAUUUAAAGCGAAAGAAACGUCUCAAAAUGGACUCGUGGGAGAUAGUGGACGAGCGAGCGAAUGACGAUGACAAUGAUUUGGACAUACGCGAUAUAGAGUUUCGUAUGACCAAUGACGCGUCGAGGAUACAAGCGCUUAUAAGCGGCUCGAGCACUUCGAGCGGACGAGAUUUGGUUAUGUUAAAGCUUGUCCUGUGCAGAGCGUUAUACCCUCAGAUUGCUGUAGCGGACGAGUUCAAUCAUUGCAAGUCGCCAUCCGAGCAGCUGUACCACACGUGGAGUAAGCCGUUCGUGUUCGUGCACCCCACGUCGUACUUCGGCAAGCAGCCGCGCGCGCUGCAGCUCACGGAGGCGGACAUACAGACAGACGCGCCCGCCGGGUACAAGAGCCGCCUGCCGCUGACGGACCGGCAUCAGAUAUUGUGCUAUUUGUCGCUGUUGGAAACUACAAAGCCUUACAUAGUGAACUCUAUGCGCAUGCCGGCCGCGCAGACUCUGUUACUGCUCGCGCACUCCAUCGACACCAAUAUUGGAUUUACCAGAAUAGUGUGCGACUCGUGGUUGCUACUAGAAUUUCCUUAUCCCGAAACUGGUUUAAAUUUGUUACUGAAAGCUGUUAAACUGCGACGGAGAUGGGACGCGUUGAUAAACAGCCGGCUAGCAGAUGCAAGCCCAGCAAAGUCAGUGGAAGGCGAAUUAGAGAAACAGCGGACGACAAAGUUAUCGUAUGAAGAGCUGCAACACGACUUGUCAUGCGAUAUCAGCUCUUAUAUGAACAGCCAAGUUUAUUAUACCAUCAAGCGGCUAUUGCCAGGUGACCUCAAGGUCCUGUACCAGGGUGCUGAUGAGGCGCAUGCGAACGUCGAUCCGAAUCCAUUCGACGAGGGUUACGCGUGUCACCCCAACGAGAAGAAAGGUGGCGUGUAUGUCACCGACAACGUUGUUUAUAACUGUGUGGUGGACACAGACUGGAGUUACAACAGCUAUGAACAAACAUACAGUUUGCCGUGGAAAUGUUCGAAAUGCGACCUUACGGUUUGUCUGUCACCGGUAGAACGACUGCAGCACACGCAAUUCACCUGCUCUUCUAGAACAGUCGAGAAGGAACCAGAAACUCCAAAAGUGGUGCGAGAAAAUAAGCUCAACGCGAUAGAUUUUAAGUGCGAAAAUUGUAGUGAGACAUUAUAUUUGACGCCGGUGGAAAUAUUGAAGCAUAAGAUGGGUUGUAAAAAGAAAUAAAUAUUGUAAAAUA